Molecule: messenger RNA, 4319 nt
Organism: Frankliniella occidentalis (western flower thrips)
Lineage: Eukaryota; Metazoa; Arthropoda; Insecta; Thysanoptera; Thripidae
Product: protein espinas-like
Exons: 8
Coding region: 670-3600 (976 amino acids)
Molecular function (GO): zinc ion binding
Source: RefSeq, a predicted model, not a curated record
GGAACGGAACAGAGAGCAGCAGAGAGCCAGUCUUGCGCCAGAACGCGCCGCGGACGGGUCGAUUCCUCGCCGGCCGUGGUGUGCCCUUCCCUCCCCGGCCGCGCGCCGCGCGUGUUGAACAACGUCGCGAGUGCUGUGUGUGUGUGUGUCAGUGUGUGGAUACCUCGCUGCCUCCCUGUGGAUUACAGUGCCUGCCUCUGUGUGUGUGCGUGUGUGUGUGUGUGUCCGAGCCCCAAGAGGAUUCAGUGACGCCCGUACGUCGGAGUUCGACGACGGGCGCGUUACUGGCAGCGUGAUUCGGCCAGAUGAGAUGGGGUCUCGUCUGAUUGGAACAGGCAGAUGUGGUCGAGUGAGGUGAUUGUGAUAAAGUGCAAAAGUGAACCGUGCAGCAUCGCUCAGUGGAUUAGUCGCAGUCGCACCAGCAACAUCGCGGACGCGCCUCGACGCCAGCAACAGGCUCCGGGCCGGCCUCGGGUGCGCGGCGCCGCGUGCUGAACAACAAGGAAGGUGUGCCGCAGCUGUCGCAGCUGCCAGUACGCGCCGUCGCCGUCCGUGGGGCUGACGCCGCUGUCGCUGCCGCCGCCGCCGCCGAGGCACGCGCUGCCGCCGCCGCCGCCCCCGCACCCGACGCAGCACAAGCCGCCGCCGCCGUCGCCGCCCGCGUCGCCAAUGCACACGUCGCCGAGCGCCCCGCUGCCCGCCGCGCCGCCGCCGCCGCCCCUCACCACCAUGGUGCCCAACAACCUGGGCGCGCCGCCGCACGCCAACACCAACAGCUCCAGCCUCGGCUCCAGCCUGCAGCAGCAGAACAUCUCGACGCACCUGCCGGGCCUGCUCGAGCCGCACGGCUCCCCCAAGGGCGGCCCGCUCGCGCCCCUGGGCCUGCAGCCCAUCGACCCCCAGCGGCACUCGCAGUCCGACGACGACUCUGGCUGCGCCCUCGAGGAGUACACCUGGGUGCCGCCGGGACUCCGGCCCGACCAGGUGCACCUGUACUUCUCGUGCCUGCCCGAGGAGCGCAUCCCCUACGCCGGCUCGGCCGGUGAGCGCUACCGGGUGCGCCAGCUGCUGCAGCAGCUCCCGCCGCACGACAACGAGGUGCGCUACUGCCGCGCGCUCUCGGACGAGGAGCGCAAGGAGCUGCGCCUCUUCUCGGCCCAGCGCAAGCGGGACGCGCUGGGCCGGGGCAUGGUGCGCCAGCUCACCGCGCCCCUACCCUGCGAAGCGUGCACCGAGCCUCUGGGCGUGGGCGACAUGGCGGUGUUCGCGUCCCGGGCGGGGCCCAACGCGGCCUGGCACCCGGCCUGCUUCGCCUGCUGCACGUGCCGGCACCUGCUCGUCGACCUCAUCUACUUCUACAAGGACGGGCGCCUGUACUGCGGGCGCCACCACGCGGAGACCCUCAAGCCGCGCUGCUCCGCCUGCGAUGAGAUCAUCCUGGCGGACGAGUGCACAGAGGCGGAGGGCCGCGCGUGGCACCUCAAGCACUUCGCGUGCGCAGAGUGCCAGGCGCAGCUGGGUGGCCAGAGGUACAUUAUGCGCGACACGAGGCCCUACUGCCUGCACUGCUUUGACGCCAUGUUCGCCGAGUACUGCGACUCGUGCGGCGAGCAGAUCGGCGUGGACCAGGGCCAGAUGAGCCACGACGGCCAGCACUGGCACGCCACGGAGCUGUGCUUCUGCUGCAAUACGUGCCGUGGCUCGCUACUCGGCCGGCCCUUCCUGCCGAGGCGCGGCGCCAUCUACUGCUCCAUCGCCUGCUCCAAAGGGGAGCCGCCCACGCCGAGUGACGGCAGCGCGCCGGCGGCGGCGGCGUCCCCGGGCCCCGGUGCCCUGCAGCCGCCGCACGGCCCGCCACCGCCACUGCCGCCCCCCAGUGGUAGGAGGCCGCCCCGCAGCCGUGCCGCCGCCCACCGGCCGCCCUCGGACGCGGGGUCCUCCACGCCGCCGGCCUCGCCCAGCAGGACGCGGCGGGGACAACACCAGCACACCGCCCUGCCCCCGGCUCCUUCCCCCGCCACGUCGUGCCCGCCGUCGUCGGCGCCGUCUUCCCCCUCCAGCCCGGCGCACGGCCCUGCCAGCCAUCCUGCCGGCUCCAACGGCAGCAGGAUCACCAGGAACCUAAGCGUUCAGCACCCGCUGCCGCCCACCGUGAUCAUCCCCCACAACGGGACGUGCAGCGGUCCGCCCAGCAUGACGCACGGCACGUCCCCGCGUGUGUCGCCCCGGGGCUCGCCGUCGCACUCGCUGCUCAUGCCCUACCAGCCCGGCAUGGGCCUGCACGUGGCCCCCGCGCCCCAGCUCAGCCCGCAGCCCUCGCGCUCCCCCAAGAUGGGCCGGCGCGCGCUGCAGCAGCAGAGGCCGUCGCACACCAAGAGCCUCGAGAGGGCGUCGGCCAGCAGCAGCAGCGACGCCGCUAGCCCCAGCCCAGAGCUGCUGACGGAGACGGUGACGACCGUGGUCGAGGAGCUGGUGGUGAGGGGCCUGCCAGCAGCCCCGAGCGGCACCUCCCCCAAGGGACUGGACAGGGUCCUGCUGGAGCGCAAUCUCGAGAGGCUACUGUCGGACCGUCACAUAGGGCCUGGCGGAGCGAGCGGGCCCACCGUCAACCUGGACCAGCUAGCGGCCUUAGGGGCCAUGGGCGGUCUGGGCUCGCUGGGCUCACUCUCCCCUGAGCUGGAGAGGCUGCUGAGCGCGCGGGACCGCUGCAGGCAGCCCCUGCACCUCGCCAACCUCGCCGAGCUGAGCCUGUCCCUGGACUCGUGGCAGCCCUUUAGUGAGGCCCUGGCACCAGUGCGACAGGACGGCGCGUCCUCCAUGCCCGAACUGGACGGCGCGUCCACGCCGCCGCCACUGCCACCCCCACCACCCCCUCCCCACGGCCACACCAGCUCGCCGGCGUCGCCGUGCACGCCGGACACCCCCGACGGUCCCACGAGUCCCCGGCCGAGCCCGACGCGCAGUCAGAGCAGCUGUGCGUCAAACAGCCCGGCGAAUAGCUCUGCAAACAGCUCUGCGAAUAGCCCAGCAAACAGCCCAGCAAACAGCCCUGCGAACAGUCCAUCGCACGUCACGCCAUCGCCGCCCGCGCCGCAUCCCGACAAGCAGCCUCAGCAGCCUUCCACCUCUAAGGCUAAGAAUCGCGGUCAGCUCAGCGUGCGCUUUGAGGACGGCAACGACUGCAACAGUCCCACGGCCGACGCCAAGUCGCCGGGGGCCUCGACGGCGGCGUGGGCGGCUGCGAGGGAGCGGCGCGCCGAGUCCAGGCGCGCGCGGCGGGCCCGCCACAGCCGGGAGUACGACGAGGACAGCUACUGUUCCACGUGCUCGUCCAGCUCAUCCAGCGACGAGUCGGAGGCGUACCAGCUGCCCCCGCGACGGGCGUACGGCGGUGUGCGCAUCUCGUACGUGCCCAACGACGCCCUGGCCUGCGCCCGGCAGCGGCAGCACGCCGCGGCCAACAGCGCAGCUGGCGCAGCCCUGCCCCGCUCCCCCUUGAAGAAACCUGGCGGCCAGCCUGCCGGCGCGCCCACUAGCGCCCCCCCGCACGCGCACGCGCACCCGCUCGGCCCGCACGACAAGAACUGCGUGAUAUCCUGAUCAGCAGCCGUCUCGCUGCCAGGCUGGCCGCCUGGGAGACGGCUUGGACUUGGCGGCGGGAGACGGGCGCUGACCGUUGCAUCGGGCAUCUGCGCUCGAUCUGUGGUCCCGUCACUUCGUGAACUAACCCUACACCAAAUCAAUUCAAUGUGAAACGCAAAGCAUGUCUUGUUACUACAGCACAGACACUUAAGGACAAUGAGCACCAUGUUUGCCUUAGUUCGUUUCAAUUAAAAGAACAUGGCUAGCUCUGUGACGGGACUAUGCAUAGCUGAUUUGGGGCCUUUUUGAUUUUAAAAAAAGGGACAGCCGUAAUCAGUUUUGAAAAGGGUGAAUCGAGCCGCUGUUUGUGCAAUGUGGUGGAUACUAUCUAUUGUUGCCUUUAUGACUUGUUAUUUGUCCGCUGGCAUUUCUGCAGAGCGUUUCUGUUAUUCAUCAGUGUAUGAAAGAUGUUAGUCCAAGGACUUAUCCAUGAGGCUUGUCCACUGUUUACAAUACAAAGGCCAGUGGAUUUUCCUCAUGGGCAAUUCAAAGAACUGAAACCUUAAAUUAAAUCAUCAUGUUAUUGUGAAUUGUGUUACAACACUUGUACUUAUUUAUGUACUUUCCUUCCAAAGAUGUCAGAUUGUAUUUUCUUGUGGCAACAGAUGUUGACACAAACUGUUGUUGUAAAAUAUUGUGUAGAAUUUGUCAAUAAAUUUAAUGGAAAGGUUAAACAA